Cavia porcellus (domestic guinea pig) is the source of this 13659-nucleotide messenger RNA. RefSeq names its product zinc finger protein 469 (gene Znf469). The transcript is spliced from 2 exons. Lineage: Eukaryota; Metazoa; Chordata; Mammalia; Rodentia; Caviidae. The record is from RefSeq and is a predicted model, not a curated record. Bases 2303 to 12562 code for a protein of 3419 amino acids.
GGUGGGACCAAUUCCUGCUCUGCCCUGCAAAGCUGGCCCUGACUCUGCCCAAGUAAUUAAGAUAAAUGCGGUGAUAAGGCCAGUUUUGCUCUUAAACGUGCCCUGGGGCCGCGUCUCGGAUGUAACUUUACCUGCAGGGGUUUAUCGGAGGCCCAGCUCGCUUGGGUAUCGGGGUUUUUAAGAAAGCGGCAGCGUUUGAAGCGAGAGGCCAUUUGUGGCAUGAAUAUGGGGAGCAGACCAAGCACACAUAGCGGCUGCUAUGUGGCCAGGACAAGCACUGGGCAGCAGUGAUGCCCAGGCCGGGCCCAUCAGGGCCGGGGCCCAGCUCAUCAAAGUGUGGAGAGGCACUGCCUGCCUCAGCCUCCCCCAGCCAGGACCGCCCAGUGCAGGUCAUUGGACUGGGGGCCGGGAAGGCAGGGGACUGACAGGGUGGGUCGGGGCAGCACCCCAGACAGUCCGCACAUGGCUCUGAGUCUGUUUCCCCAUCUUGGGUCCCAACUGGCAGCCAGGUCAUGGCUGGGUGGCCAGGGAAGUGUGGCCUGGAGCCCACAGACGUGUGUGUGCGGUGUCCCUGGUCCUCUGCAGUGCCUCGGGGCACCCGCAGCAUGGCAUCUGGGACCCUCAGCAAGGCCAGGGCAUGGUACCCCCAAACCCCUACCCACCCCAUCACACCCGCCAGGCAGGGGGAGCAACAGGGACCCAAACCCACCUCCCCUCGGACAAAGCCUGGGCCCAGACCCUGCCUGCUUCCGCAUCCUCUUCCGGCCAUAACUGUGGGGCUGGACCCUGUGGGAGGCCACACAGCCGUGCCCACCACGGGCCUUGUCCUGCCUGCCCAGGACUCUGUGAUGGCCCUAGCUGAGGGUCCCACAGAAGGCUCAAGCAGCUCCUGCAGGCCCAGAGGAGGGGACAGCUGGAGGCCAGGGAGACCCCCGCAGAGCAGUGCUGGCCAGCCAGGUGGUGAGGAGGCCCGGCUGCAGGCACAGCCGCCCCGCUGGCUGGCCCACUUGCACUGGUCUUGAGUUACCAGUGCCCACAGCCACCCAAGGGCUGGCUACUCUUAUGGAGAGAGAAGGAACCACUCCUGCUCCCCCGGGGCAGCCCUGGGUCUGGGGGAUUGGAUCUCCCCACUUCAAAGGACUCCGGCUGCUGGAACCCACACUGACCCCGCAGCAGGCACCAAGGGGCUUUGCCAAGCUCUGAGGCGGGGCCAGACUUGAGACCAGGCCGAAUGUGGUCCCCACGCUGCCGCCUUGGGCCCUGCACUCCUCCAUGGGGUGCCCACGGUACAGCAGACCAAAGGCGGGCUUGCACCGGACUUAGUACCCAGGGGUCCGGAGCAGCCAGGGUGGGCCCCAGGAGUGACCUGUCUCUGUGAGGGACAGGCUGAGGGCACAGGCAGUUCAGCUCUGCACGUUGAUCAAGUCACAGCCUUCUCUGAGCCUCCUCUACCCGCUGGCUCGUGGCUGAAUGCGGUGAGCUGAAGGCAAUGGGGCACUUGCACAAAUGCCCUGGGCCCAGCACCACGGCUGGCACAUGUGGGAGCCGCUUGGCCAUGCCGUGAGCUCUCUGGGAAGGGCAGUGCCUGGGCUGCUGUUUCCGAGUGGGCAGGGGCUGCUGUGCCCCUGGGGGCCGGGCAGGGUGGUGACCACUCAGCACAGUCCAGGCCCCAUAGACAGCAAAGUGGCCAAGUCUGCAGGGCCCAGGCCUCUCUGCCCCCAGCCCGACACCCACCGGCCAGGGCAGCUCAGCCUGGCCACUCUCGAAGUGCAGCUUGGGGCCAGCAUGAGCUGGGCCUCUCCACACAGCCAGUGCCCACACCCACGCCAGCCGGGUGCAGUGCUCCUGGUUUCUCUGGCGUGGGUGGGCUCAAGGCAGGGACAGCAGCCUGUUCCCAGGGUGCCCAGGCAAACCCCAGGUCCACAGCCAGGCAGAGCAGAGUGCAGAGUGACGGAGAAACAGGAGGGGCGGCCUGGCAGAAGGCUCGGGGUCCCUAGAGCUGGGAAUGUGGGGAGACACAGAGCCUCAGCCCCUCCCAACGCGUGAACCCGAGAGGCACUCCUGGGCCCUGGCGGAGGCCAGGACCCCCAUCCUCACUUACCAUCCUCUUUCUUCACAGGCACGCGGCCCCGUCUCUGGGCAGUCCUACAGCGACCCUGCUGAGGCCCUGGCGCCCCAGGCUCCACCCGGGACCAUGAGCACAGGCCUCCCUGGGGCCCCCCAAGGGGUGAGGAUGGCCGCCCAGCCCACACCCUAUGGCCUUCCUCGGACUGCCGCCUCCUAGCGUCCAGGACCUGGGGCCAUGCCGGGCGAGCGGCCCCACGGAGCACCGCCCCCUGCCACCACCAGAGACCUGCAUCCCUGCCACGGUGCAGGGGGCUUGCAGCACCUGUCCCAGGCGCCCCCCAAGGACCAACCCCCCAGCAGCGGGACGGCCCGGGCCACGAAGGAGGCAGGUAGCAGAGCCCUGACCAGGGACCCACCUGGGACCCAGCCAGGGCAGACCCAGGCAGUGACGCCCCAGGCCACACUCCUGCAGCCCCACCACCUUCAUGGCCCCUCGGGGAAGGGGGGUGGCCCCCACACCCCACCUGUGAAAAGCCACCCAGGGGCGCAAGUGUGGCUGGCAAGCAAGGUGGACAGCAGCUCCCCACAGCUCUAUGGCCUGAACAUCAUCAGCCCAAAGGCCAAGCCCACCCUGGACGAGGCCCUCGAGGGCUGGCCACUCGAAGCCCCCCAGGACUCCCAGGCAGAAGCCUGCCACAGGCCCAGCCGCCCUGGGGCCGAGGCCCUGCCCACCCCCGAAGAGCUCCACUCACAAAGGUGCUUCCAGGAGGACCCCUCCAGCUUUACCUCCAGCAACUAUACCUCACCGAGUGCCACCCCAGGACCCCCUCGGGCCCUGCCGAGCAACGGUGCCAGCCCCCCAUCACUGGCCACUCUGCCGGAGCUCCAGGCCAGCAGGGCCAGCUCCUGGCCUCCUGCUGCUGAGGACAACUUCCCAGGUGCUAAUUUCAGGGUCUCCCCCACCGAGUCGGAGCCCUUUUGUGAGGGCAGCAGGCCCGGAAGCCCCAGGGGGAGCCCCUUCCCAUGCCCGCUCCAGGCACGGGCACCCCGUGAGGAUGCAGCUGGGCAGGGCUAUGCCCAUGGAACACUGGCCUUCUCCUUCCACCAGCCCCCAGGGAGGUGGCCAGAGGUGGCCAUGGGCACUAACCCUGCCUACCCACUGCCCCCCACACCCUUGCCCCAGCCCUGUUACCCUGGCCAGCUGGGCAGCGUAGAGUCUGCUGGCAACCACAGCCAGGCCCUCUCCCCCUCUGGUGCUGUUCCCCGGGCCCCAAGGCCCUUCCCCGACAGUUUGCACAAAAACCUAACUGAAGUCCUCCCUGAGAGACCCCCUGCAGGCCAUGAGGGGCUGGGGAGUCCCAGGGUACCCCCAAACCCUGGGUCCCAGAGACACUUUGCAGGACAGGCGUAUGGAGGGAGUAAGGUGGGCAGCAGCCCAGGGCCUGGGGACACCGAGCUGGCCGCCCCCGGAGUCCUGCCUGCAAGGCUGCCCCAGCUUUGGGACUCCACAGCAGCCCCCUACCCUGAGCACCCCCCACCCACCUCUAGCGCCCCAUUCUUUGACAACCCUGGCCAGCGGCUCUGCCUCCCCCAGAGUCCCACAGUGCCCUGGUCCUCCAUACUCCCCAGCCCCAGCCCAAGCCCCCACCAGAUGGAGGUGCUGAGCCAGCUGCCAGUCCCCAGGGGCGCUGCUGAGUGGCAGGAGGGCAGCCAGGGAGCGCUGGGUGUUGCCGGCCAGGCCCCUGGGCCUGGGGAGACACUGGCAGCCCUGAGAACAAGCCCAGGCCAGCCGGGUAGCUCCCCAGGGCUAUUCCCCUACAGUGGGCUGAAGGACCCUGCAGCCCAGGCCCUGUUCUUUGGGGGUACCCAGCCCCAGGCAUCACCCCGAGGAGCCCCAGGCCUGCCCCCACCCAGAGUGGUGGGGGUCUCUCCCAGCGAGUCCCCACUGCCCUCCCCUGCCACCAACACAGCGGGCAGCAGCACGUGCUCCUCUCUGUCUCCCCUGUCCAGCAGCCCGGCCAACCCCAGCUCUGAGGACAGCCAGCUGCCUGUACCCCUGGGGCCCUUGGGCUUCUUCCUCCCGGCCCCUCAGCCUCAGGACACCGGAAGCCCCUUCCAGUCCCCAGAGCCCUGUAACACUGUCCCUGCCCACUUUCCACUCCCCUCCGAAGGGCUGGGGCCCGAGGGUGCCCUCGAGUUCCGGGGCAGUGAGGGCCACAGGGCAGGCAAGGAUGGGCUGCGGGGCUUAACCCGGGGCCCAGCUGCCUAUGCUGCCCACCACUUUCCGCUGAGCAGCGCCAGCCUGGACCAGCUGGACGUGCUGCUGACCUGCAGGCAAUGCGACCGCAACUACAGCAGCCUGGCCGCCUUCCUCGAGCACCGGCAGUUCUGUGGCCUGAUGCUGGCCCGGCACAGACCCCAGGGGCUCCCCGCUGCCCUCAAGGUGCCAGCACCCACGCACCCAGGCUUGCUGGGCCACAGCCAGACCAUCCCCUUCCUGCUGGCUGGGGACAUGCAGACAGACGGCAAAGAUGACGCCCUGCGGACAAGCUUCCUGCCUGGCCUGGCCACCCCGCCCUUCCCUCUGCCCGCCUCUGAUUUAGACUUGGAGGACAAUGCCAAGCUGGACAGCCUCAUCACCGAGGCCCUCAAUGGCAUGCAGGACCCGUCGGACAGCCCCGAGAUCGACAGCAGCUUCAUCGACGUCUUCACCGACGAGGACCCUCCUGGCCUCAGGGGCCCUGGCACUGGGCAGCCCCCUAGCACCCGGGCGAGUGCCACCCCAGAGCAUUCUACCCAGCCCCUGCCUCUGGUCGGAGGGCCCACACCGAAGUCCAGAGCCCCCUGCCCUGGAGACAGGGCCUGCGCAGCCCAGAGUGAGCCCAACACCCCCUCCCUGGGCCCAGCGCCCAAGGAGGCAGCUGUGCCCAGCCCAGGGAGGCAGCCUCGGAGAGGGAAGCAGCUCCGGUUGUUCUGGAAAGAGCUCGAUGCAGCCCACGGCGCCAAGGGACCCAGCAGGACACCUGGCCCGAGGCCCAGGAGACGAGGACGCAGCACCCAUCAGCCCCCACCCUACCCCCAGGACCUCCUCCCCUCUGCAGAGACCAGGAGUGCCAAGCGCUUGAGACUGCCCCCCAGGAGGGACCCCAAGAAGCGGAGGGCGCGGCGGGGUGGCAGCUGGAGCAAGGAGCUCAUCCACAAGAUCGUGCUGCAGAAGAACAAGCUGCACCGGGCGCAGGUGCCCUCAAGGGCCCCACAAGGCAGGCUGGGGGACAACGACCAGGCCUCCGAGUCGGAGGAGGAGGGGCCGGGGCCCAGGGGUCCUGGCCUCAGAGGCCGCUCCCACCGUGGCCGCAGGCAGCGGCGCCUGAGCAGGAAGAUGAAGGAGGCGGACCUGGGCCGAGGCCCCAGCAAGGUGGGGAGGCCAGGACCGGGGGAGCAGAAGGGGUCCCCAACCCCAGGGCAGCCAUACAGCCCAGACGGAGACCCCAAGUGGACUGGUCACCCCACAGGAGCUGCCAAGGACACUGCGACCCUAGAGGAAAGUCAGCCGUCCCCUGGCCUCCACCAGGCAGCCCAGAUGCCAGAAGCUGCGGAAGACUUGCUGCCUGAUCCCACAAAACUCAGAGAGGUUCCCACCUGGGAGAGAGGAUGCCCCAGGCCCCACACUGCAGAGCACCCACGGCUGGGCAGAGGUGACACCAGCAGACCUCGACCCUCAGGGAGCCACCCCAACGUUCCACCCAGCAGCAAAGUGCCGAGGCCAGGAGACAGUGCUCUGCAGGGCACCCCUAGCUGCACAGAGUCCCCCAAACCCCGUGACCAAGAAGACACCCCUGCUCAUCAGCCUAGAGACUCCCAAACGUCGGCUUCUAAGCCCAGCAGAGUGGCCGAUCCCGAACCUGGCAGCCCAUUUAAGAGCUCUGAUCUUGGCUACAAUCCUGCUCACAUCAGCCGAGAUGCUGUGGGGGUUCCUGCUGCCGGAAAGGGGCCCCAGCCCCCCAGCAUUGGCUCCACUGAACUGUCCCUCGGGCCCAAGGACCUAGCUGUGGACACUCUGCCGGCCAGUAGCUCCUACCUUGGCCAGGACCACGUGAACCCCCUGGAGCCCAAACUGCCAAAGAACACACCCUACAGCCCAGCCCAGUCACCGCUGACCUUGGAGUCCACAAGCUUCUUUGCCGGGCUGCCUGAGGACCGCUUCGACCCGCCACUCUACGACGCAGUGUCCCCACACAAGGCCACACUAGUGCCGCUGGCCUGUGCCGACCCUCUCCCGAGGAAACCUCCAAUAGAGCCACUGUUCCCCCCACUCCUGCUGCUGGAUGAAGUGUCCCCGGUGCUGCCCAGCCCAUUUCCUGACCUCUCAGGGCCAAAGCCAUUCCAUAAGAGAUGUCCCCGUGAAGACGUGGCUGCCCCCAGCCCUGCACCCGGGUCUGGGAAGAGAAACGAAUACAACGCAGCUUUCAUGACCAACCUGUCGGAGGAUGAGCUGGAGAUCAAAAGAUUGGUCUCUGAAUUAGAAAGCCAGCUGCAAAGGCGAGAGGGCACCCCAGGAGCCCCCGAGGAGCCUGGUGAAGCCGUGCACGCAGCCUCCCCGAUGCCAGCCUGCCAGGCCGUCCCACUCUGCAAUGAUGAGGCCCACCUUACAGGUCCUGGGGAACGCGGGCCACAUCAGGAAGGCGUGAGAACAGCCAUGUCUCCCACAAAAGGGGUGCUCAACCUGGGGGAGCAGCCCUCAGCCACACACAACCCAGGAAAAGCAGCCCCACUCCCCGGCUGCCGCAAAGACCUGGCUUCGGGGGCUCCUUUGGGGACCAAGGGUUACAGCCUCAGAAUUCUGUCAGCACAGGAAAGCAGAAACUGCAAGACGGAAGCAGACAGCAGGCCGCCCCUGGACGUGGGUCUGCCUGAGCCCCUCGAGCACCCGGAGGACCCCCUGGAGCCCAGGGGUUCAGCAAGGCAUGGCCCUGGCCGUGACCUUUUAUCUUCUGCAAGUGUCAAGUCAACCAGGACACAGGAGAGCAAGGGCUCCCCACUUCUGCCGCCUCCUGAGUCCCACGGGUGCCUGGCCACCCCAGCACCUGAUCAGGGGUUGCAGGACAGAGGAGAUUCAUCUCUGGAUGCCACCCCAGCCCCAGAUGAUGGCCACAGCAAUGCUUCCAAGGGACCAACUCCUGGGAGACCUGGGCGCCCUGGAGCCCUGGCAGAGGGAGCUGCCUUCCAGGACCCAGAGGGUCCGUCCCACCCAGGACCCCGUCCUGGCCCAGCCCCCAGCCCCUCACAUCCAUUCCAGGUCUUGGGGGCCAGAGCUGACAGCAAGAGUGGUGUCCAGGUCUCACAUGAGUCUCCACCUGCCAGUACCCACCGCCCUCGGCAUGGAGGCCCCCCAGGUCCAGGAGGAGACACAGUGACAGGUGGCUCCCCUGGGGGUGUGCAGGACACAGCCACCUGCACAGUGCCUGAGGAAGACAGACCGCUGGGCUCCCCUGGCCAGGCCGAAAAGCCUAAAGCCCAAGGCAAAGCCCGCCAACACCUACCUGAAGCCUGGAGGAGCCCGGGAGCACCAGGCAACAGUGCCAAGGCCAGAGCCCUCCCCAGAGCACCCAGGUCGGCUGGGGCCAAAGCCAGGCUCCAGGGAGGCAGUAUGGCCUUAAGCCUUCAACAGCGGAUGCAGCCAGCCACUAGCCCUCGGCACCCUUCAGAAACAGCAGCCUACACCCAACAGGGGUAUAAGGAUAGGCUCCCUGGGGAGGCGGCCAGCCUCACCCCUGCCCCCAGUAGCCUGGAGCACACACCCCAGGAAGCCCUUCCCUCUGUGUCUUCAGGAGGGGCCAGUUGGGUCCAGAGCUCUGCAGGGGCCGAGGCAGGGAGGUUUCCCGAAACUCCCCCAUCUUUGAUGACAAGCCUCUGUGGCCCCGAGGCUGUCCCACCUCCCACACUUCCAGGGGCCAGCAGCCCCAAAGACUGGCCAGACCUCAGCCACAUCCCAGCCCACACCCCCACCCAGAGCCAGGACAGCCCCGGCAGCAGCACAUCAGGAACCCUAGAGGAUUUCAGAGGAGGGCCGGGGGGCUCCCCAGCCCAGGCCACCCACCCUCGCCCAGGAGUACCCAUGGCCGGCAGGAGGCACAGUGCAGAGACAGUCCCUACCGACCCUGCCACAGAGGCAGGCAGGGCGCUCGGCAUGCCGGACCCCACCUCCCAUCCUCUCUGCCCCACCCUCUUCCUUGGCCACAGCAUCAGGGCCACACCUACAGACCCCACUUCACUGGGGUCCACACAGCCAGGUCCCUACCCUUGUGUGGAACAGGAAGUGGGGGCUGUCAGCCAGGGACGGGAGGAUGCAGGGACAUCUGAUGUGCCCCAGGGGCCCAGAGCCAGCAAUCGGGCCCUGGCUGCAUCCUGCUCUCCUGGAGCUGCCUCUCCCAGAAACACGGCUGGUGACUUCGGGUCCAAAUCCCCCCAACACCACAUCGGGGUCCCUCGCCAGACACCCCCAGGCUCCAAACAGAAGCCCCAUGGCUGUAAGAAGAAGCCUGAGCCCACAGAGAAAAGGAAGAGCCAAGCCCUGCCCAGGCCGCCGGUCCCCUGCGUGACCUGCGAGAUGUGCUCAGCCUCCUUCCGCUCGGGGCCAGGCCUGAGCCGGCACAAAGCCAGGAAGCACCGACCACUCGUAGGCGCUGCCCCAGGGUGCGAGGCGCUCGACAAGAAGAGCCGCAGGGCACCUGGCAAGGAGAAACCAAGUCACGCUGUGAUGCAGCCCAACCACCCUGCGGGGCCACCUCCCCGGCAGGGCUCCACAGCCCCUGAGGGCCGCUCGGGUCCUGAGACAGAGCAGGGGGCCGAAAGGGGCCCCAGGGCGCCAGGCUGUCCCCUUAACCAGCAACCACAUCCCCCAAAGCCCAGCCCAGCCCAGCCCGAGGUGAACAAUCUCCACCCCAGACAGACAGAAAGAAGAGAAGGGCCAAGGCGAAGCCGAGGGCCCAGGGACUCCCCUAGCACCAUGGCCCCAAAACCGCAGAACGUGGGAAAGGGUCGAGCCAGGAGGCCCCGGGGGGAGCAUGGGACUGCAGCCUGGUGCCACUCCAAGCCAGCAGCCCCCAACUGCACACCAGAGGACCAGCAGGGGGCAGACAGAGAGCCUGGGCCCCUAGAGGACAGCACAGACCAUCCUGACCUGCAGGUGCUGUGCACAGUGGACACUGCAGCCCAGAAGUCCCCCAGUGGUGGGAGGAGCCCCCCAGGGAGAGCAGAGGGGGUGUCCCCUGGGGAACACCCCGAGGGGUGGAAAGGAGCCCUGACAAGGGGCCUCUGGGGAGCCGCAGUGGCCAGGACAUCACACAAGGACCCAUCUCCCGAGUCUGUAGGGGAGACUGCAGAGGACUGUGGAGGGCCCCAGGGCGAGCCCAGCAGCGGUGUUAGGGCAGGGACACUUGUUCUUCCUGUGGCGUCCAGUUCUGACACUGACAGCACUGUCCGCAGUGACAUGCCGGGCUUCCUGGACACCCCAGAAACCCUGAGUGCGGCUCCUGAAGCCCCCAGCCCAGGCUGUGGGCACUCUGCGAGCCUGCUUGACGACGACGUGUCCUUUGCCCAGCUCUUCCCUCCAGGCGGCCGCUUCGCUCGGAAGAAGAACCCGCGCAUCUACGGGAAGCGCUGCAGGAGGCCACAGUGCCGGCCGCCCACUGAGCCACUCAGCCAGGCCAGGAGUGACCUGCCGUCCUCAGCCUGGCUGCCCACGGAUCUCAGUGACUCGGGCUCCCUCUGCCUCUCCUGUGAGGACCUGUGGGAUAACGAGCCCAUGGAUCUGCCUGAGCCCUGGCUGCUGGAUGGGGCACUGAGCAGCAGCCCCCCAUGCCUCGACCUCUGGGCCCCAGAGCCCAGCAGGGAAGCCGACUGUGUGGGCGAGGCACCGAGCUGCGGUGCCAGCGAUGACCAGGCAGAGACCAUCCCGGAGCUGCACAGGGUCCCGCGGUCUUGGAGAGACCUGGGGGUGCCCCCACAAGAGCCACUCUCCGGUCCCGGAGAUGUGAGCCCGGAGCCCCCCAACCUAGAAAGAGAGGGCUAUGAGGAGGGGCCGCCCGGGAACACCGAGGACUUGGAAAUGGCAGGGACUACGCUGGAGACGCAGGGCCUGUGCUUCCCGGGACCCCGUGAGGACCUGACCUGCGUCGCCAGCACCAGUGCCUUGAACCUCCAGGAGGAGGCAGACCGGCCCAGCCAGGCCCUCGGCAAAGAGCGGCCGGCUCCGAGCAGGAAGGGCUCCUUCAAGUGCCGCGUGUGCUUCCGGCGUUUCCACGGGCUGGGCGAGCUCGACCUGCACCGCCUGGCUCACAGCGCCACACCGCCGCCCACCUGCUACAUGUGCGUGGAGCGCAGGUUCGGCUCGCGCCAGCUGCUGCGCGAGCACCUGCAGGAGAAGCACGUGCAGGGCCAGGCGGGGCCGUGGGCCUGCGGCAUGUGCCUCAAGGAGGUGGCCGACGUCUGGAUGUACAACCAGCACCUGCGCGAGCACGCUGCCCUCUUCGCGCGCAGGGGCCAGGUUCGGCGGGCCCGGAGUGAGCUGCCCGCGGGCUCCGGGGAUGAGGGCGCAUCGGCGGAGCGAGCCACUGCCCAGCGCGGGGCAAGCGCGGCGGGCAGGAGGGCUGAGGAGGCGGCGCUGAUGGACGGGGCCGGGCUUGCCUCCCCUGAGAGCCCCCACGACGCCUCGACGCCUCCCAGCCUGCCCGGCGGCGACGGCCCCGCCACCCCCAGCCCGUGUCCGGGGCCCCGCCCCCACAGCGAGGCCCCGCUCGGCGCCAGCCCGGUGCACGCGGACUGCAAGGACCCGUCCCGCGACUGCCACCACUGCGGGAAGCGCUUCCCCAAACCCUUCAAGCUGCAACGCCAUCUGGCGGUGCACAGCCCGCAGCGCGUCUACCUGUGCCCGCGCUGCCCCCGCGUCUACGCCGCGCACCGCGAGCUGCGCGCACACCUGGGCGGCGCGCACGGGGCGAGGCCCGAGGCGCGCGAGGUGGCCCCCACGCCGCUGUUCGCCUGCGAGCGCUGCGCCGACGUCGCGCGCGUCACCCGCAGGGCCUUCGCCUGCAGCGCGUGCAAUUACACCUUCGCGCGCCGAGAGCAGCUGGACAGGCACCGCGAGAAGCACCGGCGCGCCUGUCCAAGGCCCUGCGCGCUCCGCGGUGUGCGGCGGCCCAGGGCGCCCCAGGGCGCGCUGCCCCCCAAACGGCGCAGGGUGGCGGGCCCUGGUGCGGACGGACCAGUGUCCCCAGGCAGCCCUGCCCUGCCCCGACUCUGCCUACAGGCGGCCCCUGGUGCCGCUUCCUCCCCGGAGAGGCUGGAGGACACUGCGGAGCGCCCAGAUGCAUCCACGGCCAGCGCAGACCUUCCACCCCCGGCUCUGUCUCCCCUCCCCGAUGCCCAGGUUGAAUGCAGAGAGGACCGAGAGCCAGACCGAGCCAUGACAAGGCCAGAGGACGAGGCCUCCGUGGACAGCCCUGGGUCUCAGAGACACCAGGCUCCCCCUGUCUCAGGGAAACGCGGAACUCCAGGGGGUCGUGGCAGGUACUCCCGCCACAGCUCCCCAGGAGAGCCCUCCCUGCUCCCCAAAGAGAAGCAGGUGUCAUCCUGCCACGUGGUGCCUGAUAGGGGCACAGCUGGGCCCUCCCAUGAGGGCGAUGCCCCCAAACUGAGGAUUUGCCAGAGUGCAUCAAAGCUGAGGCCUGUGGCAACCACCCCUGGCAGGACACUCAAGCUACCAGGACAGCCAAGGAAGCCCACAGAGACGGGGAGUCCUGCUCCUGGAGAGCUGGCUCCUGGCCCUGAAAACAGGAUGAAGCCUGCCAUCUCCAAAACCAGGCUGAGGCCCAGCUCCCAGGGUGGUGGGGGAGCAUGCCCUGGCACCAAGACUGCAGGGGGCAGCCAGCCCCAGCUGGCCAGCGGGCGGCUACAGAGUGAGACAGCCACUACCCCAGCCAAGCCCAAUGGCCCCAGCCAGAGCCCCGCACCACACUCGCCCCCACCUCGUGCCCAGGCCAAGGGCAGCCCCAAGGGGACGCAGGGGUGCUCAGGUCCCCAGGAAAAGGCAGAAGGCGGCGAGAAGAGGCGGAAGGGACCAGGCCCAGCAAAGCGGGACAGCACAGGGAGCUCGGGCAGAGCUCCCCCAACCCCUGACAGGCCUCCCCGGGCGCCCCGGAAGCAGGCUACCCCUAGCCGGGUGCUCCCUACCAAGCCCAGACUCAGCAGUCAGAUCGGCAAGACCCGGCCACCACCCUGGGAGACUCGGAAGGGUGAACCUGGCCCAGGCCACCGGAGGGAGGUGCUGGGCAAGGCCUUCCCCCAGGCGAGGAAGGGCAGGUCCGUCUCCAGCACCAGGCCCACCGAACUCCGAGACCACCGGACCGCUGAGUCCCAAAGUGACCUCCUCAGCCAGCUCUUUGGGCAGAGACUGACCAGCUUCAAGAUCCCGCUAAAGAAGGACACUUCUGAGUGACACAUGAGCAGCACCCAGCGCAAAACCAGGGCCCAGCGAGGCUCCUGGUGGUGGCUGCUCAGCACCCAAGGUGGCGCACUUUCGGGGAACUGCCUGCCUCAGUCCCGAUGCUCAAACCAGUUGGCGAAGGCCCUUCUCUCGCUCUAAGGCUGAAGUGAGGGAUAGGCCAACUGCGGCCCCUUGGGAGCACACAACUGUUGCCCGGGUACUAAGUCCUUGAAAGAGCCCCGGGUGCUGCCCCCGGCUGUGGGGGGGUCGGCUCGGCGGUGCGGGCUGCAGGCCUCAGCUGAAGAUUCGCACAGAGCCCCCGUCAACACCAGGAAGGGGAGUCUGGGCAGCUGACCCGAUGGCGGCCUUCCCUCUUAGUCCCGCUGCUGCUGGAAUUCCAAAGUGCCUUUCAGAAUCACACGGUGGGGGACAGCACUCUCCACAUGGGCCACUUCUGAGCCACCUGAUCCCAAGAGCACACAGCCCUCUGCCCCUGACCACGGGAUCACGCCUGCCACUGACCACACUGCGGAUGCUUCCGGGGCACCUGGCUCCCCAGGGAACAUGGAGAGGCCUGCUCCCCUCGGGGCCCUCUCUAGAGCCCUCCUCCCCGCAGCCCCGGGCCGUGUGUGUCCCCAGUUCUGGUGCUAUUUUCAUGUUGUAAUGUGAAUACUGUGUUUUCCUGUAACGGGAUGGGGCGGGGAGAUGGCGUCCGGGAGAUGAGGAGGCUGCAGCUGGGGCACGGAGGUGACGACUCGGAACUUCCCACGGGCUCUGCUCUGCAGACGGGACCUGCCAGCUCGCCACGUCCUGGCCCAGCACCCCACCAGGAAGGGCAGACAGGAGGGCUCACGAUGCUCUGCGAUUUUCGGGGAAUCUCAGAUUCACAGUUUAUUUUGUUCUGGUUUUAGUUUUUAACGUGGGUGCAAUGUGUACAUCAAAGGUUUCAUUUUGCCGUUUUGAAAGACACCGAGUCAGGUCCAGACUGCCCCUGUACAAGGUGCUGGGCCCUCCCAUGCUGACUAGGACAGGAAGGGGGCCUCGGGCCGCGCUGUAAAGAUCGAAGCCAGCUCAUCUUUCUGAAUAUAUUCCCACUAUUUUCGCACAAA